GUAACUAUGGUGAGAGUGGGAUGGAGGCGUUUAAAGAGAUGGCGGGAAAGGAAGGGAUUUGUAUCGCUCACUCGGAUAAAAUUUGGAGUAACGCCGGCGAGCAGAACUUCGACCGUCUGCUGGCGAAACUGCGCAAGUACCUUCCCAAAGCUCGUGUGGUGGCGUGUUUCUGUGAGGGCAUGACCGUACGAAACAUCCUCAUGGCCAUGAGGCGCCAGAACCUCGUUGGAGAGUUCCUAUUGGUCGGCAGUGACGGGUGGGCGGACCGGUAUGAUGUCACUGACGGGUACGUGCGCGAGGCCGCCGGCGGGAUCACGAUUAAACUGCAGUCCGCAGACGUCAAGUGGUUUGACGAUUACUACCUGAAACUACGUCCCGACAAUAACCCACGAAAUCCCUGGUUCCCCGAGUUCUGGCAGCACCGGUUCCACUGCCGGCUGAAAGGACACCCGCAGGACAACAACAAAUACAACAGAACCUGCGGCAAGCGCGAUUCUCUGCGGCAGCAAUACGCUCAGGACACCAAGAUGGGCUUCGUGAUCAACGCCAUCUACAGCAUGGCCCACGGCCUUCACAACAUGCAGAAAUCCUUGUGUCCCGGUGUGGUGGGACUGUGCGAUGCCAUGAGGCCCAUCGACGGCGCCAAGCUCCUCGAGUUCCUCAUGAAGACCAACUUCACCGGAGUGACCGGGGAACACAUUUACUUCGACGAGAAUGGAGAUUCGCCAGGGAGUUACGUGAUCAUGAACUUCAAGAAGAUGGGGAAGGAUUAUUUCGACUACACAAACGUGGGCAGCUGGGACAUCAGCGGUCUGCAGAUCAAUGACGACGAGAUCUGGCCCAACAGAGAGGACAUCAUCAGAUCAGUGUGCAGUGAACCCUGCGAUAAAGGUCAAAUCAAGGUGAUCCGUAAAGGAGAGGUCAGCUGCUGUUGGACAUGCACCCCCUGUAAGGAGAACGAGUUUGUGUCGGACGAGUACACGUGUCGCGCUUGUGAGCUGGGAUCUUGGCCCACCAAUGACCUCACCGGAUGUGACCCAAUCCCAGUGGAGUUUCUGAGAUGGGGCGACCCUGAGCCCAUCGCAGCCGUGGUCUUCUCCUGCUUGGGUCUGAUGGCCACGUUCUUCGUCACCUCCAUCUUCAUCAUCUAUCGCGACACUCCCGUGGUGAAGUCGUCCAGUCGUGAGCUGUGUUACAUCAUUCUGGCGGGGAUCUGUCUGGGAUACCUCUGCACCUUCUGUCUCAUCGCGAAGCCUCACGUGAUCUACUGCUACUUGCAGCGGCUGGGCAUCGGCCUAUCGCCCGCCAUGAGCUACUCGGCCCUCGUCACCAAGACCAAUCGCAUCGCUCGGAUUCUGGCCGGCAGCAAAAAGAAAAUCUGCACCAAGAAACCUCGUUUCAUGAGCGCGUGCGCCCAGCUAGUGAUCGCCUUCCUUCUCAUCCUCCUGCAGUUGGGCAUUAUCGUGGCGCUUUUCGUGAUGGAGCCUCCCGACGUCGUCCAUGCUUAUCCCUCGAUCCGCGAGGUCAACCUCAUCUGCAAUACCACUAACUUAGGUGUGGUGGCGCCAUUGGGCUACAACGGCCUUCUCAUCAUGAGCUGCACCUUCUACGCCUUCAAGACGCGCAACGUCCCGGCCAAUUUUAACGAAGCGAAGUACAUCGCCUUCACCAUGUACACCACCUGCAUCAUCUGGCUGGCCUUCGUACCCAUUUACUUCGGCUCCAACUACAAGACCAUCACCAUGUGCUUCUCCGUCAGUCUGAGCGCCACCGUGGCUUUGUGUUGCAUGUUUGCCCCAAAGGUUUACAUCAUCCUCGCUAAGCCGGAGAGGAACGUCCGCAGCGCGUUCACUACGUCGACGGUUGUGCGAAUGCACGUGGGAGACGGGAAAUCCUCAUCCGCGGCCAGCCGGUCCAGCAGCCUGGUCAACCUAUGGAAGAGACGAGGCUCGUCGGGAGAGACGCUCAGCUCUAAUGGGAAGUCUGUGACUUGGGCCCAGAAUGAGUGCAGUUCCAAAGGCAGCCACCUGUGGCAGCGUCUCUCCUUCCACAUCAAGAAGCGCGAAAGCAAUCAGACGGCCGUGAUCAAACCUUUCUCCAAAACGUCUGAGGGACGCUACUGCGGAGGCAGCGACAUCAACACCGACAACAGUAACAACAAGAUGCUCUACGAGGUCACCGAAGCGGAGGAGCGCUACCCCAUCAGCUACCGCCCCCAGACCCCCUCGCCAAUCAGCACCGUGACCCAGAGAGCGAGUAUUUCUUUAGCGCAAAGCAACGACGCCCAGGUCAUGAGCGUCUCCACGUACAUGUGUCAGCCUCAGCAUCGCGGUAACGUUUCGUGCGGCGGAAGUGCGUCGCAGGGCUCGCUAAUGGAGCAGAUUAGCUGCGUGGUGAACCGUUUCACCGCUAACAUCAGCGAGCUGAACAGCAUGAUGCUCACCAGUUCUCCUCCGGGAAGCACCGCGGUUCUAUCCACCAGCGCUUCUGCUCACGCUCACGCACAGGAACCCUGCUGUCCUCCGGCCUACCGCCUGUCCCGAGAGAUUUCCAUGCCGUCCACCAUGACGACCUAUGCCGAAAUACAGCCCCUCCCACCGGUGGAGCCAAACGUGGGUCGCCCCGCACCCUCCUGCCAUCUUUCCGGUUCAUCGCGGCUCAAAACGUCACCAACGACCAGUGGGAAGGAGCUUAAAGUGGGCGUGUCCUCGGUUAUGGAGUCGCCGUCCAAUCAGCUUGAGCUUGAGGAACUGCUAGCGCUGACUCCGCCCUCCCCCUUCAGGGACUCCGUCGGGUCGGGAAGCGCCUCGCCAAGUUCUCCCGCUUCGGAUGCCGAAAUGUCCGCACUUCCGCUUGUCCCGAAAUACGAUUGCCUGGUGCUCCGACACUACAGCCAGAGUUCGUCUUCAUUAUGAGGACCAGCAUGGCGGACAACAGAAUGAAGAAUGGAGCG
Molecule: messenger RNA, 2953 nt
Organism: Rhinichthys klamathensis goyatoka
Lineage: Eukaryota; Metazoa; Chordata; Actinopteri; Cypriniformes; Leuciscidae
Gene: grm5b
Product: glutamate receptor, metabotropic 5b
Exons: 7
Biological process (GO): regulation of synaptic transmission, glutamatergic; trans-synaptic signaling by endocannabinoid, modulating synaptic transmission; G protein-coupled glutamate receptor signaling pathway
Cellular component (GO): postsynaptic density membrane
Molecular function (GO): adenylate cyclase inhibiting G protein-coupled glutamate receptor activity; G protein-coupled receptor activity involved in regulation of postsynaptic membrane potential
Source: RefSeq, a predicted model, not a curated record